Molecule: messenger RNA, 1044 nt
Organism: Zea mays
Lineage: Eukaryota; Viridiplantae; Streptophyta; Magnoliopsida; Poales; Poaceae
Exons: 1
Coding region: 261-905 (214 amino acids)
Source: RefSeq, marked validated
AGUUUUCUUAAAUCAAUUGUAUUUAAAAAAUAAUUACAACAAGACGCUCGUAUAAAUGUGGGAGAGGCGCGUCAAACUCAGCUUGACAUUUGACAGCUACCUUUAAUUUAUUUAUUUUUUGCAAUAACGAAAACUAAGGAGAAAAAAACAAAUGUGACUUCCUUUAAACAAAAAAUAAUAAAGAGGUUAAACUACCUAUGCCAUUAGCCAAUUAAUUCGGUCGCGCCUCAGGAAUCCUCCUAUACUCCGCGACCACCGCCAUGUCCUCCAACAGCACGGCCUCGCCGGGAGCCGGCGGCGGCACCCGGUGCUGCGGAGCGACGACGCUGGUGGCCGUGGCCGCCACGUCAUUCGCCGGCUGCUUCGUCCUCGUCGUCGCCUUCCUCUUCGUGCGCUUCGUCCUGCUUCGCCAGCGCUGGCGCCACGGCGCGAGAGGGCUCCUGCUGCAGGAGCAGCGUCAGCCCAAGCCCGGCCUCGACGCCGCGGCCAUCGCACUGAUCCCGUCCUUCCCGUACCGACGGCGAGCCGGCGCCGACGGCUCAACCUCAGUGGCUGCUGAUGCUGCCGGCGCCGGCGCCGGCGCCGCUGAGUGCGCGGUCUGCCUCGGCGUCCUGGACGAGGGGCAGAUGGUGAGGCAGCUCUCCGGCUGCAAGCACGUGUUCCACCAGGAGUGCAUCGACGUGUGGCUCGCGACGCGCGCGUCGUGCCCGGUCUGCCGCGGCAAGGCCGAGCCGCCGGCGCGGGCCGAGGACCGGGCCACCGCAGCUUCCGCGCCGCCGCGUGUCGCGGCGGUCGAGAUGUUGGGCGACGAGUUGGAGCUCGCCUCGUCGUCAACGCCGGUGGCGGCUUGUCUUGACUUGACGGCGCCCCGCCAACUUGUGUACAGCAGUGGCCAAUCGCAGUGAUUGCCUGGUAGAAGUUUGAGUCUAAGACAGCAACAUCUGCAGCUGCAGCUGCAGGCCGUUGCUGUGGAAUAAUUUUGCAUACUUUGACCAUUCUCUUCUACCUAUAAUACUACAUGUCCGUAUAAAAUUCUGUAUUACU